This is a messenger RNA of Sabethes cyaneus, 3765 nucleotides long. RefSeq names its product RNA polymerase II-associated protein 1. Gene Ontology annotation, cellular component: nucleus. The transcript is spliced from 8 exons. The record is from RefSeq and is a predicted model, not a curated record. Gene Ontology annotation, biological process: transcription by RNA polymerase II. Lineage: Eukaryota; Metazoa; Arthropoda; Insecta; Diptera; Culicidae. The coding region runs from base 49 to 3762 and encodes 1237 amino acids.
UUACUGAAGUUUCAUAAGUGUGGUUCGUGUUGCUGCAUUAUUGAAACCAUGAUUAAACGGCCCUCUAGUAAGGACAGUGAAAAUGACAUCCUUCAGAUGCAGCAGGAGUUUUUCGCGGAAUCCAAUCGUAAUGCUGGUUUUCAACCCGCGGCAAAGGUUGUUCGCUUGCAGUCUGAUGGUGGAGACAGGAAACCUGAAUCGGAAGAGAGAGUUUCAGCUCCGCGUAAAUCCGAGUUUGCUCGUCGACGUGGUCUCAAGAAAGCUGAACAAUUGCAGACAAACCCUGCAAAAGAAACACUUCCAGCAAAUACGGUAAUCGGUGAAAUUGUGGAAAAGCGAUACGAUCAAGCCUUUUCGGUGAUGGAUACGAGUGAAGCUGAAGUAACGGAUGCUUUUCCAAAGCCUGUUCCGUUGAGAGUGCGUGGCGGAAAUCCAACGAACAAUAAAAGCUUAUUUGCCCAGAUGUUUGACCGGAGCGAAAAGCUGCAUACAAGUGCCAAGAAAGUCAAGUUUCAACUCCAAGACUCCAAGAGUGUCAUUCUGGAAGGUGAAGAUGCACCGGAUAUACACGAGGAAAAUCUGCAAAAAAUGCAACAAAUGAGUCAAGAGGAAAUUCUCAAGGAGAAGGAACAUCUUCUGGGAACGAUGGAUCCUAAAUUGGUUGAGUUCCUUAAAGCCAGGAAGAAGGGCAAAACUGUGGCUCAAACGGAUAAACCAGAGCCAAUUCCUGAAGUUGAAGAAUUGAACGUGGAAGUACCUAAUUUAGAGGUGCUCCAGCAGGAAGGCUCCGAACAGUGGAUAAAUUUUAACAUUCUAGAAUCGGAAAAACUAGAAUGGACGCAAAACAUUCAUAAAAGUUUACGGGAACUAAAGCCUGGAGAAUCGUUUGAAGCUCGUUUUGACUGGAAGGGUGUGCUUCAACCUUACGUUGAUAAGAAACAAAAGCAAGAGACGGACGACCGUGAGUUAUAUCUUCACGGAGAAGAUGCAGAUCGUCCCGGAUAUACUCUGCAGGAGUUGUUUCGUUUGGCUAGGGCAAAUGUGCUGCAGCAACGAGUCGCUGCUCUGAACGCAAUCGGUGGAAUCUUAAAUAUUUUCAAUCAGGGUUUUUACGACGGAGUGUUGGAGCUUCCAAUUUCGAAGAUUUUCUUUUUUCUACGUUUUGCCCUCGAUGAAAAUACUCCGGUCGUAGUGGAAGCAGCAUCACGCGCUUUGGCUUUCUUGUUUUACAAUGACACAGACGAAACUCUACUGGAUACAAUUUACGAUACGAAACGGGGGAUUUACCAGCCGGAAUUGGAUUUGAACGUAACGCACAGUCGCCAGGAAGAAGACGAAAAGCGUCGCCAGCGAGACCUAGAGAGUAACUUUGAGUCCCUGAAAUUGAGUGACAAACGAUCCGCCUCAAAUAAAACGGGGAGAACAACUCAAAAGGUUCGUUUUCAAGCACAGCUGGAUGAUGAUCCUGAUGAUUUGACCAACAGAGAAUCGAUGAAUGAUUACCAUUUGGCAGAAACUGAUUUGUUGGAAUGUUUACUACGAACUAACGUUCUCGAGCGAAUUCGAUAUAUUUUGUUUACGAUGCGUCCCGAAGGUAGCACCAGCAUCAGUUGCGCAAAGCUGCUAAUCCGUUUGGCUCGAACUAACCGUUCGAUUGCGGAAAAAAUAGCUACCAAUCAGCAGCUAAUUCAAGGCCUGAUUGGAAGUUAUUUGGGUGGUUCUGUCGGUGGAUUUGAGCCGAGCAAACAAGAACCACAGCAUUUACUUAUCAAACUAUUGCGUGUGUUGUGUUCCUACGAUAGAGACUUCUAUGAGCGUCAUUUUGAGCGAUUGCAUGUGACUAGCCUGUUGAAGCGAUAUGUUUUCACCAGAAGUGAUAUAAAUGUGAAAAUCAUACAGGUCCAGAUUGAGACGUUUCGUUUUCUCCGACUUAUCCUCAGAUGUAUGCGAGAUGAUGAUCUUUUUCGCGAAAUUUUGCCGGCUCUGUUCUACCUGCUAGAGUGGCACUACCAGCACCUGACCAUGGAGGAAAGCGAACCGUUCAUCAUCCGUCAGCACGCUGCAGCCUUGUUAGCGCUAAUUGGCUAUGAUCAUUUGCAGGCGGCAGCCGGAUUGACCCCGCAGAACUGUGACCGAUUGUUUGCUUGUUUUAGCAAGUGGUUUAAUGCCGCCACUAAGCACGGAGCGGAUGAGUUUUCCCAGAAGCUGCUGCUCGCUGUCUGUCUCGAGACCGCCGGCAAGGUACGACCGGUAGCAACGAGCUUCUAUCACAACUUUACCGAUGGAUAUUUGCUGCCGUUUCUCAAGAGUCCUAGGUUUGAUAACCUGGAGAAGGAACUGAGCAAUUCACACUUACUUAACCCCGAACGGACUGCAGAACGAAACGAACGAAUACCGCCCCUUCCGAACCUGGGAGGAAUUCUUACAAGUGAUAGCACGCCGCCCUCGCUCGUACUGACGAAGUGCUAUCCGGUGUUUUUCCUUGAUUCACUGCUCGACUUUUUGCGGGUGCACGCCGCCGUACACCACGAUCGACGGCCACUGGAACGGUUUGUGCAUAGUUCCAAUCACUUUCACUACCUGAGCGCCCUCGCCGGUGCUGUUUCGAUGCCGACGAGCCACAAGAACUCAAAUGACAGCUGCAGCCAAACGACGACAAAUUGGUUUCUGAAAACCGAACUGCACUAUCUUCUUGAGCUACUGACCGUACUGGUGGAAAGUCGUCAUCGCGAAAAACCAAUUUCCUCAGAAGACACGGGCAUGGAGGACACGGAAAUGGUACGCGAUGCCAGGUGCAGCGACCCGCAGCUGCUGCUUGGGGUGGCCUUCAAGCUGCUACUGAAUCUCAGCGAAGAAUUUUAUCCGAUGAUUGUGAAACUGUUCGAUGAAAUAGUUUUUGCGAGGGAUUUCUAUUCCAUUGGUAAUGUGACGGCAGAGGAUAUGCAACGGUGGAAGUUCACCUACAAAAUUAAACUGAAUACGCUGGUAACGAAUGAGGUGAAUCAGACCAGUUCCGGCAAUGGCUUCAUCAUUGUCGGGUGGCGAACGCCGCUCCUGUCAGCAACGUGGCCGUACUCGUUGUUGUACCUGUUGCUGGAGAAGCUCGAACGGGGUGCUUCACAGCUGGAACUUUUCCACGAGGAACAAAUCAUCCAAACGUCGCUAUCGUUUUCCGAACUGGUGGAAAACAAUUCCAUCCGGCUGGCAACAGCUACCGAGAAGCUAAUGUAUUUGAUGACAUCUUUCCUUGGACCGGAUUCCAAGUUUCUUGACGCUCAAAUUUCGUCGCUUAUCACGCGCCGCAUUGAUGCUCUGCGGGAGGAGAUGCAGCGCGCUGGUGUGCGGUUUGAUUUUGAAACCAGACUCGAGGGAAAGAAAAGUUAUCAUGGACUGUAUCAGUUGAUGUUAGAUAUUUUCCAGAGCUCUAGCUAUGGCCAUGCAUCCUUCAGUGCCCUGGUAAUGGCACCGUUGGCUCAAAUUUACGAUAUCCAGUGGCGUAAUCUGGUAUGGUCAGAGCACGUGGCUGUACUUAGGUUCAUUACUUGCACUGAGCAACAGCUCUUCGGGUCAAUAGACGACUAUCUGCUGCCAGCGGAGACGGACGUUACGCUACUCAGGUAUUACAGCCAAGCUUUGAAUUCGAACCUCUUACGUCCGGGCUCGAUCCCGGCCCGGCUGGCUGCUCAUCACGUGAAUACUUAUCGAACCGGUAAAACGGCUGCCGGUGGAACGGUGAAGCAUUAUGAGACUGACGAUAAAUAAAGA